AUGUGCGCAUUAAACAUAUCAUCAUGGACAGACCUCAAGGAGGCACUGGAGGCUCCUCAGGACCCAAAUACAGCAACAACUACUGAGCAAGAGAGAAAGUCACAUGUAUGGUCGAACGAAGAUCUGGACCCAACCAGGAAAGAAUAUAGGACCUGGACUUGGGUCCAUUACACUUCCUUCUGGCUUGCCUCGUCUUUUGCUACAGGAACAUGGACAACUGGCAGUGCCAUGAUCGCCUUGGGCAUGCCCUGGUACGCAUCUUGGUUGGCAGUUGUUGUGUCACACAUCAUCGGCGCUUUCUUACUGGUUGCUAAUGGCCGUGGGCCUGCGGCGUACCACAUUGGUUUCCCAGUGUAUGCUCGUGCCAGCUUUGGAAUGUGGGGGAGUUAUUUCGCCAUUGGCUCUCGGUGUGUUGUGGCUGCCAUUUGGUUUGCAGUGAACAGCUUUUACGGAGCCAACUUUGUGUCGAUCUGCAUUCGGUGCAUCUGGCCGUCGUGGAACAAUGUCCCCAAUGGCAUCCCUGCCACCGAGGGCAUUACCACUCAGCUCAUCGUCGCCCUCCUUAUUUUUUGGAUCCUCUCCAUGCCCUUUAUAUUCAUCCACCCUCGGAACCUAAACUGGUAUUUUGUGGCCAAAUCUUGCAUGGUCGGUCCAGCCUGCUUUGCUGUGCUCAUCUGGGCUGUUGUGCUCAACGGCGGGUCCAUCGGUCCCAGCUUUCAAGUCUCCCCCAAGCUUGGGGAUGCGAGUUACUACGGCUGGCUUUGGAUGAGUGCUCUCAACUCAGGCUUCGGCGGUUGCUCUGCGUUGAUCGUUGCGCAGGCAGAUAUUGCGCGCUAUGCUCGCAAGCCGAGUGACCAGUCUUGGUCUCAACUUAUCACCUACCCGGUCUUCAGUGCUCUUCCAGCUCUUUUCGGUAUCCUGGUGGCGAGCGCAACAUCCAACUUUUGGGGAAAGGCCUACUGGAAUCUCUGGGACGUUCUCAGUGCCGCCCUUGAUUACUACGAGAUGUCACCUGCGUCCCGCGGCUUGGUCUUUCUUGCUUCCUUUGCAUUCGCAGUCGCAAUUCUGGGAACCAAUGUUGCCGCAAAUUCUCUUCCUUUCGGCAGUGACUUUGCUGGCCUUUUUCCCCGGUGGAUCAACAUCCGACGAGGACAAGUUCUGUGCGCCCUUUUGACUUUUCCUCUUGUCCCGUGGAAGAUUGUCAAGAGUGCCAAGUCAUUACUGACGUUUCUGUCUGGUUAUUCGAUCCUAAUGGGUCCUUUUGCUGCGAUAUGCAUUGUAGACUACUUCUUCAUUUCUCGCGGCAACCUUUUCAUCAGGGAACUAUAUGUCGGCAACGCUGAUUCGCGUUACUGGUACUGGAAGGGUUGGAACCUACGAGCCAUUGCAGCAUGGGUCAUUGGGGUCGUUCUUCCGUUUCCCGGCUUCGUUGCGACCUUUGGAACAGUGACGGUUUCUAGCGGCGCACAGCAAAUGUGGAAUAUGGGGUAUUUGCUUAGUUUGGUUAUGAGUGGCGUGGUAUACUACGCCCUCACUAUUUUCAUACCUACUCAGACGCUUGAGAAGACUCAUAAGUUUGAGGAGUUGGCUUUGGAGACUGACAUGAUCAUUGAUUCCGUGACCUAUGCUGAAGAAGGGGCUGCAAAUUUGGACGGAUUGCACAAGCGGGGAUCUCUGGACAAGAUCUGA
Clonostachys solani is the source of this 1689-nucleotide messenger RNA. The record is from the annotation of a GenBank genome assembly. NCBI's taxonomy places the organism in Eukaryota, Fungi, Ascomycota, Sordariomycetes, Hypocreales, Bionectriaceae.